Messenger RNA from Ostertagia ostertagi, 993 nucleotides. NCBI's taxonomy places the organism in Eukaryota, Metazoa, Nematoda, Chromadorea, Rhabditida, Trichostrongylidae. The record is from the annotation of a GenBank genome assembly.
AUGGAGGUGGCUAAACGAUUGGAUGCUCUGAGGACAAGUCGUGGUCUUGUUUACAACCUUGACCCGAAUCAAGAGAACAGUCCCAGCGGUUCGCUGAGUGAUAAUGACGACGAUUCUUCUGAAUCCGACAAUGAAGCAGUGGCUGAGCACAACAAUGAUGUAGUCCCGGUGGAGCCCAGCGAAAAGACCCAAAGUCAGUCGGGUCAUGAAGCGAACGAUGGUAAAAGGAAAAGGCGUAAUGACGAUGAAAAACUAGAUGAAGUGGUGAUCAAAUUCAGUCACAUCUCUCUUGACACUGAGGAAUCUGCCAACAAGGAUAGCCGCACGAGUGAUCUUGCCGAUAAACCGAGUUCCAUGAUAACUGUAGUUAGACCUUCUCAAUGUCAAGAUAAAUUCUCCGGCGGUGGUCAUGGAAAUCAGGGUGCUGUAGACUCACGUCCACUUAGACCUGCGGAGAGUCCGGAAAGGAAGGUGGUCACAAGGUCGGCUGAAAGAAGGAAAAGUCGAUCGAGUUUCGACAUUGGGGUGGAAGAAGGAAACACCCAAAGAGAUAAACCAAGAGGUCUAGACGAUGGAGUUCGAAGAAGGAGAGCAACAAAGAGAGAUUUGUUUCCGAAUUAUGUGAAGCCCAGCGGAGAGCCAGCGAGGUUCUUGGGAAGUCAAGAAUUUCGAAUCAGGCCAAGGAAGAAUUACCAAGGUAUAUGGGCGAAAGUUAGUGAAGAGUUAGGAGAAUUAUGGGGUAAGAGUCAAGAAGGGAAAGCCGUGCCUUCUCUCUUGGAGAGAGAGAUUGCGGCAUUCAUGAGUCAAAGAGGGAUCGAGUGUGUUGAUGAUUGGAAAGAAUAUGUGAGAACCAUGGAGCAAGAUGGGGAAACAAUGGCAGAUAUCUGUGAUAUGCUGAGGACAGAUGUAGUCCACGUUAAAGGAGAAAUAGCAGCUCUCUUCAGGAGCAGUGCAAGAGCAAAGAAGAGUCUAUUAGGGCCGAAAACAGGAUAG